GAGAGACAGAACGGCGUUUGCCCGGGUGACCGACCGACCGACCGACCGACAGGGCAUUGGUGGCCGGUCGUCGCAGAGCGGAAAGGCAUCCCUUCGCUCCGCCGCAAGCCCUCAGCGGUCCCCUUUGGGCGACCACCGUGAGGGACCAGAAGAAGCCGAAGCCGCCGCUGCCGCCAGUUUCCUCCUCAGCGGUUGCCAGGCGAAGCGAGAGAGAGAGAGAGAGAGAGAGAGAGAGAGAGCGGGUCCGCAGAGGAAGGGAGGGACCGGCCCAUGGACCAGCCGGGCCUGGAGCAGAGCCCGGAGGAGCCGCUCUUUCUGCUGCCGGGGGAGGCCUCGCGCAAUGCGGGCGUAGCAAGGAGGGGAAGCCGCCCUCGCCUCCACUCCAGCCGGGGCCGUUGGUCCUCCCUCGGAGGGCGCUGAGGGGAGCGGAGGAGGAGGAGGAGGAGGGGCGGCUGGACUCCUGGAUGCCGCCGCUGCCCAGCGCCUGAGGCGCCGCCUCUUUCCUCGCUUCUUUUUAUCCUCUCCGCCGCCGCCGUCCUCCUCCUCCUCCUCCUCCUCCUCCUCUCGGGCUGUUCUCCUUCUCUCUUCCCCCCUCAGCUUCGGCCCCUUUGCCUUCUGCCUGGACCGACGAGCCGAAUCGUCGUCGUCUUCUCCCCCCCCCCAGCCGCCGCCGCCACCAUCAUGUCGGCCAAGGUGCGCCUGAAGAAGCUGGAGCAGCUGCUGCUGGAAGGGCCGCGGCGGAACGAGAACGUCCUGAGCGUGGAGGCCUUGCUGGACCUCUUGGUCGGCCUCUGCAACGAGUUCAGCCGAGACUCGCCGCUCCGGAGAGACCGGCUCGUCUCCGACUUCCUCGAGUGGGCAAAACCAUUUACACAGUUGGUGAAGGAAAUACAGCUUCAUCGGGAUGACUUUGAAAUCAUAAAAGUCAUUGGCAGAGGUGCAUUUGGUGAGGUUGCAGUUGUUAAAAUGAAGAGCACAGAGCGCAUUUAUGCAAUGAAAAUCCUAAAUAAGUGGGAAAUGCUUAAAAGGGCAGAGACAGCUUGUUUCCGAGAAGAAAGGGAUGUUUUGGUGAAUGGUGACUGCCAGUGGAUUACUACAUUGCACUAUGCCUUUCAGGAUGAAAACUAUUUGUACCUAGUAAUGGACUACUAUGUGGGUGGUGAUUUGUUGACACUACUAAGCAAGUUUGAAGACAAGCUUCCUGAAGACAUGGCCAGAUUCUACAUUGGUGAAAUGGUUCUUGCUAUACAUUCAAUUCACCAGCUACAUUAUGUGCACAGAGAUAUAAAACCCGAUAAUGUUCUUUUGGAUGUGAAUGGCCAUAUACGGCUGGCAGACUUUGGAUCAUGUUUGAAGAUGAGCGAGGAUGGCACUGUGCAAUCAUCAGUUGCAGUGGGCACACCUGAUUAUAUUUCCCCAGAGAUACUGCAAGCAAUGGAAGAUGGCAUGGGAAAAUAUGGCCCUGAAUGCGACUGGUGGUCUUUGGGUGUCUGCAUGUAUGAAAUGUUGUAUGGUGAAACACCUUUUUACGCAGAGUCAUUGGUGGAAACCUAUGGGAAGAUUAUGAAUCAUGAAGAGAGAUUCCAGUUUCCAUCUCAUGUAACUGAUGUGUCUGAAGAAGCAAAAGACCUAAUUCAGCGUCUUAUCUGCAGCAGAGAACGUCGUUUGGGGCAGAAUGGAAUUGAAGAUUUCAAGUCACAUGCGUUUUUUGAAGGACUCAAUUGGGACAAUAUUCGAAAUAUAGAAGCACCUUACAUUCCAGAAGUUAGCAGUCCUUCAGACACUUCAAAUUUUGAUGUAGAUGAUGAUGUAUUAAGAAACCCUGAAAUGAUACCACCUAGUUCUCACACAGGCUUUUCUGGAUUGCAUUUACCUUUUGUUGGCUUUACUUACACAACAGACAGCUGUUUUUCUGAUAGAGGCUCUUUAAAAAGUGUGAUGCAGUCCAGUGGGAUAACUAAAGAUGAGGACGUUCAGCGUGACCUGGAAAACAGCUUGCAAAUAGAGGCCUAUGAAAGAAGAAUACGAAGACUAGAACAGGAAAAGAUGGAACUAAGCAGAAAGUUGCAAGAAUCCACCCAGGCUGUUCAGUCUCUUCAUGGUUCUGGUCGCAUAACAGCAAAUACAAACCGAGAUAAAGAAAUAAAGAAGUUAAAUGAGGAAAUAGAGCGUUUGAAAAACAAAAUAGCAGAUUCAAAUAGGCUAGAACGACAGCUCGAAGACGCAGUGGCAUUGCGGCAGGAGCAUGAAGACUCUACCCAUAGGUUGAAAGCCCUUGAAAAACAGUGCAGGAUGCUGAGGCAAGAGAAGGAGGAUCUCCAUAAGCAACUCAUUGAAGCAUCCGAAAGAUUAAAGGCACAGUCCAAAGAACUAAAGGAUGCCCAUCAACAAAGAAAGCUAGCCAUGCAGGAGUUCUCAGACCUGAACGAGCGGAUGGUAGACUUGCGCUCUCAGAAGCAGAAACUCUCUCGACAGCUCCGUGACAAAGAGGAAGAAGUGGAAGUGAUCAUGCAGAAAAUUGACUCCAUGAGACAGGAAAUCCGUAAAUCUGAGAAAGCGAGAAAAGAGCUAGAAACCCAACUUGAUGAUGCACUAGCAGAAGCAUCAAAAGAGCACAAGCUUCGAGAACACAGUGAGAUUUUCUGUAAACAGCUGGAAAAUGAACUGGAAACACUAAAGGUAAAACAGGGAGGCCGUGCUGCAGGAAUGGCCAUGCAGGAGCAUCAGCAGGAGCUGGCCAAAAUAAAGUCAGAGCUUGAGAAGAAAAUUUUGUUUUACGAAGAGGAGCUAGUCAGACGAGAAGCCUCCCAUGUCUUGGAAGUAAAAAAUGUGAAAAAGGAGGUGCAUGAUUUAGAAAGCCACCAACUAGCACUUCAGAAAGAGGUCAUGAUGUUAAAAGAUAAAUUGGAUAAGGCAAAACGAGAGAAGCACAGUGAAAUGGAAGAAGCAGUGGGAACUCUGAAAGAAAAAUAUGAGCGAGAAAGAACUAUGCUUUUUGAAGAGAACAAGAAAAUAACAACUGAAAAUGAAAAGCUUUGUUCCUUUGUGGAUAAACUCACAUCGCAAAAUAGGCAGCUAGAAGAUGAACUUCAGGAUUUGGCAGCAAAGAAGGAAUCUGUGGCCCACUGGGAAGCUCAGAUUGCAGAAAUUAUUCAGUGGGUGAGUGAUGAGAAAGAUGCACGUGGUUAUCUUCAGGCUUUAGCUUCUAAGAUGACAGAAGAACUUGAAUCUCUGAGAAGCUCCAGUCUGGGAUCAAGAACCCUGGAUCCACUUUGGAAAGUAAGACGUAGUCAGAAGCUGGAUAUGUCAGCAAGGCUGGAAUUGCAAUCCGCUCUUGAUGCUGAAAUACGUGCCAAGCAGCUAGUCCAGGAAGAGUUGAGGAAAGUGAAAGAUGCCAACCUGUCCUUUGAAAGCAAACUAAAGGAAUCUGAAGCAAAGAAUCAGGAACUCUUAGAAGAAGUUGAAGCUUUAAAGAAGAAGCUGGAAGAAAAAUACAGGACUGAUGCUGGUCUCAAACUUUCAGAAUUUCAAGAUUCCAUAUUUGAAUAUUUCAAUACUUCGCCUCUUGCACACGAUUUGACUUUCCGAGACUCUGUGUCUUCCUCAUCUGCAUCUUCUCCACUAGCCUUUUGGGAAGACACAAAUUCCAUUAGUGAGCAGGAGGCACACAGUCCCAAAGCAGAGGUGUCACCAUCAACAUCUGUAAUGACAGAGCAGCAGCAGCAAGAAGAACCAAUUCGGCUUCAGAGGAUGCCUGCUGCUCCCUCCCCCACCAUUCAGUCCAUUUCUCUAGCUGUACCAAAGCCUAAAGCCCAUCAACUUAGUAUCAAAUCCUUUACAAGCCCUACUCAAUGCAGCCAUUGCACAUCUCUCAUGGUGGGACUGAUCAGACAGGGAUAUGCAUGCGAUGUGUGUUCAUUUGCAUGCCAUGUUUCCUGCAAGGACAGUGCACCACAAGUCUGCCCUAUACCUCCUGAGCAAGCCAAGCGACCCCUUGGAGUAGAUGUUCAAAGAGGCAUAGGAACAGCCUACAAAGGCUAUGUUAAGGUUCCAAAGCCAACAGGAGUUAAGAAAGGAUGGCAGAGGGCUUAUGCAGUAGUCUGUGACUGUAAACUCUUCCUCUAUGAUGUGCCUGAAGGAAAAUCCACCCAGCCAGGAGUUGUUGCAAGUCAAGUCCUAGAUCUCAGAGAUGAAGAUUUUUCUGUGAGCUCUGUCCUCGCAUCAGAUGUUAUUCAUGCUACCCGCAAAGAUAUCCCAUGUAUAUUCAGGGUGACAGCUUCUCUCUUAGGCUCACCUUCAAAGACGUGCUCUCUGCUGAUCCUAACUGAAAAUGAGAAUGAAAAGCGCAAAUGGGUUGGAAUCCUGGAGGGGCUGAAAUCUAUUCUGCAAAAAAAUCAACUCAAAAACCAAGUUGUACAUAUUCCACAGGAAGCCUAUGACAGCACACUGCCUCUCAUUAAAACCAGCUUAGCUGCUGCUAUUAUAGAUCGGGAUAGAAUAGCAAUUGGUUCUGAAGAAGGUCUCUAUGUUGUAGAGGUGACCCGAGAUGUGAUUGUACGGGCUGCUGAUUGCAAGAAGGUCUACCAGAUAGAGCUCGCUCCCAAAGAGAAAGUUAUUAUCCUUAUUUGUGGUCGGAAUCAUCACGUCCACUUGUACCCCUGGUCCUCCCUGGAUGGUUCCGAAGGCAGCUUUGAUGUCAAGCUUCCUGAAACAAAAGGUUGCCAGUUCAUCACAACUGGGACACUCAAGAAGAGCUCUUCGACAAGUUUGUUCGUGGCAGUCAAACGGCAGGUUCUCUGCUAUGAGAUUCACAGGACUAAGCCCUUUCAUAAAAAGUUCAGUGAAACCCAGGCUCCAGGCAAUAUCCAAUGGAUGGCAAUGUUCAAAGACAAGCUUUGUGUGGGCUACCCAUCGGGUUUCUCUCUGUUGAACUUCCAGGGGGACGGACAGUCUAUAAACCUGGUAAAUUCCAAUGACCCUUCACUUGCAUUCCUCUCACAACAGUCUUUUGAUGCCCUUUGUGCUGUGGAGCUCAGCAAUGAGGAAUACCUGCUUUGCUUCAGCCACUUGGGAGUGUACGUCGAUGCGCAAGGUCGAAGGUCACGCUUGCAGGAACUAAUGUGGCCUGCAACUCCUGCUGCCUGUAGUUGCAAUCCCUUCUAUUUAACAGUCUACAGUGAAUAUGGUGUUGAUGUUUUUAACGUUAACUCUAUGGAAUGGGUUCAGACGAUUGGCUUAAGAAAGAUCAGACCCUUGAAUGUGACAGGCACACUCAAUCUCCUUAACUGUGAACCUCCUCGAUUAAUCUAUUUCAAGAACAAGUUUUCAGCAGGAGCAGCCCUUAGUGUGCCAGAAACAUCUGACAACAGCAAAAAGCAAAUGCUUCGCACUAGAAGCAAAAGAAGAUUUGUCUUUAAAGUCCCUGAAGAAGAAAGAUUACAGCAAAGACGAGAAAUGCUCCGAGACCCUGAGCUGAGAUCCAAAAUGAUUUCCAACCCAACCAAUUUCAACCAUGUGGCUCAUAUGGGACCAGGAGAUGGAAUGCAGGUGCUCAUGGAUCUCCCACUGAGUGUCUUACCUUCUUCACAAGAUGAAAAGGCUUGUCCUCCCACAACCAGCAUUUCACGCCAAGCGCCUCAGAGAAACAAAAGCUACAUUUCGUGGCCAUCUUCAGGUGGCACGGAUCUGGGAGCAGCCAUGCCAUUGCGAAGUAUGUCUGAUCCUGACCAGGAGUUUGACAAAGAGCCUGACUCGGACUCUACCAAACACUCUACUCCUUCCAACAGCUCCAACCCAAGCGGCCCCCCGAGCCCCAACUCUCCACAUAGGAAUCAGCUGACCCUAGAUGGAUUGGACCAAUCAGCCUGCGAUGCAUAGCCUGACACCUCUCCUCCCCGUUCUUCACUUGAGAUCAUCGGCUGCUCCAUGGAGUACUCAAGAGCAGGACAUCUGUCUCCAGCAACAGUGCCAAGACUGAUACUGAAUUUCUAGUGUUGCACAAAAGUAAAUUAUAUACCUAGAUGAUAGAUUAGGGUGGAAUAGGGAAUAAAAAAGGAGGAGAGAAUUCAUUAUGAUUACCAUGAUCAAGUUUGGGGUGUUUCUAAGUGCAAAACUGUUCAUUCUUAAAACGAUGGUGGAUCCAUUUCUGCACAGCUGUGAUGUGCUCAUGGCAUACAAGAAAGGCUACUGGUAAAGAGUAUUUAUACUUAAGCUGGAAAAAAGUAGGGAAGAGAUGCUGGUAGUUUUUACUACUAUGCAGUGUCAGGAAUAUUAUUUUUCUAUAGGAUGAUGUAAUGUCUUGUUAGCAGGAAAUCCUUUUAGGAAAAAAAAUCUGACUUUUUGGGCAGGAAAUAAAACAAGGCUAGUUACAUCCUUGGCUAAAUAUAUUAUGUUGUGUGUUGUGGUUCCCCCCCCCCUCAAAAUUGAGGAGAAUGGUAGGAAGCUGUAGGGCCAUUCCAGCAUCUGUAGAAUAUGUCAGGAAGUUGAAAACAGCAGUCCUAGUUUGUGGCCUUUUAACUUAUUUAGCCAUUCCAUACGUUCCCAGCUAUGUAAAUGUCUUUCUCCUGGCUUUUUAGUCAUGUACAUAAAACUAUUACUCAGUAACAUUUUAUCCUUACCCUGCUUUUUUAGAUCUCAUUAGUCAGGGCAGGGCUUUUUUUAAAAAAAAUAAGUAAAAUACAGAUGUGAAA
Messenger RNA from Pogona vitticeps (central bearded dragon), 6689 nucleotides. It is a transcript of the gene CDC42BPB, whose product is annotated as CDC42 binding protein kinase beta. Gene Ontology annotation, biological process: peptidyl-threonine phosphorylation; actomyosin structure organization. Gene Ontology annotation, cellular component: cytoskeleton; cytoplasm. The record is from RefSeq and is a predicted model, not a curated record. Gene Ontology annotation, molecular function: ATP binding; protein serine/threonine kinase activity. Lineage: Eukaryota; Metazoa; Chordata; Lepidosauria; Squamata; Agamidae.